AUGAAUUCGAGUUUCUUUGCAUUGGGUGGUAAUUCAUUGCUGAUGAUGAAAUUGUUUUACCAUUAUCAAACUCUUAAUAAUCAAAUCAGCAUCAACAAUUUUUAUGAGUUUUCAACGUUACGCGAUCAUAUUCUGUUAUUACUCAAUGACGUGUCAGACGUGCAGAAACGGUAUAAUGACGAUCCGUAUUGUUAUAAGGUUACAGAGAAAAUUAUUGACAAAUAUGUCGAUUUGAUUAAACAUGAUUCCGCUGUUAGUUCUCACGUAUCGACCUCACGAGUCACCUCAGCGUUCAAUCGAGUAUUUAUGAUUACGGGGACAAAUGGUUCACUUGGAAGUUGGAUUCUUAUCGAUUUAUUGUCACGACCAAAUCAAGUUGUGAAAAAAGUUUAUUGUCUUAUUCGUGGUACAGAUAAGCAACGCCUUCGUCUAGCAUUUGAACAACGUAAACAAGAUGUUACAUUGCUGAAGGAUGAAAAACGACUUAUCAUUUUACCACAAAUGGAUUUAUCAGAUAAAUACUUGGGACAAUCAACAAAAAUGUAUAAAGAACUACAAAUGGAAGUAACAGACAUUGUGCAUUCUGCCUGGAAAAUGAAUUUUAAUUUAUUAAUUGAACAUUUUGAGAGCGAUUGCAUUCAAGGAGUCUACAACUUACUAAAAUUAGCGCAGGAAACCCGAAUUAGGUUCCACUUUAUAUCGACUUUUGCUUCAACUGAAGGUUCAAUUGUGAAGGAAGAGCCGCUCCGUAUACCAGUUGAUAUUUAUCGUUUUGGACAAAUAUCGGGUGAUACACGAAACGGCGUCUGGAAUAUAACGGAAGAGAUUCCGCUGAUUAUCUGUGCUGGUGGUGGCUUGAUGGGCAAAAUUCCGAACAGUGGUGAACCAGUCGAAUGGAUUCCUGUUGAUAUUGGCAGUUCAUGCGUUGUCGAUAUUGCAUUAAACUGGCCGCCGAAUCAAUGUGGUAUUCAUCAUCUACUGAAUCCAAACAAAAUAGGAUGGAACUUACUACUAAAUUAUCUUCAAGCUUCAGCAAAAGUAAAAUUUGAAAUUGUUCCAAUGAAGGAGUUUACAAAAAGCAUAGAUAAAUCAAAUCCUCUAGCAAAAUUAAAACCAAUGUUUGAGAAACUUUAUGAAAUAGAAGAUGAUUCAACAACAAUGGAGACUCAUUUUGAAACAACAAAAACUAUUGAAAAAACCGAUAAACUAAAAUACUGUCCAGCAAUUAAUCAAGACUUGAUUAACUUGUAUUUGAAUUAUUGGAUCGAAUGUGGGUUUCUUAAAUCAUAA
Messenger RNA from Didymodactylos carnosus, 1290 nucleotides. Lineage: Eukaryota; Metazoa; Rotifera; Eurotatoria; Philodinida; Philodinidae. The record is from the annotation of a GenBank genome assembly.